Molecule: messenger RNA, 1323 nt
Organism: Aureobasidium musti
Lineage: Eukaryota; Fungi; Ascomycota; Dothideomycetes; Dothideales; Saccotheciaceae
Source: the annotation of a GenBank genome assembly
AUGGAUGCCUUCAUUUCGAGGAAGCGAAGACACAGGCCUACUGAUGCAGAUGCGUCUCUUCCCUCUAUCCAAAACAAUCAACAUGGUGAUCACGAGGAUACCACCGAUUUCAAGCUUGCCGUGCUUGCAUCUUUGCACCCUGAUGUCACCCAAGACAUCCUGCUUGAAGCCUUGCUCUCUUCCGAUGGCCAAGUUGAUGCCGCUUCCGAGACCCUGACUGGACAUAGGACCACGUCCUCGGGUCACCCAAAGAGAGCCAAAACCGUGGGUCAUCAAUCAACUCUGACCAAUCUGGUGCGCUCCGCUAGUGGUGAACUUCCUAUGAACAAGAAUCUCACAAAGAAAGGAAAAACUCUCUUUCUGUAUAGUCCCCAGGAUAUCGAGACACAUACGCCAUGUUCUAUCAUCCACAACUUUCUCCCUGCCGAGGAAGCUAAUUCCCUGCUUGCAGAGCUCUUGGAUGAGGCAAAGACAUUCGAGAAAGAGACCUUUCAGCUCUUUGACCGUACCGUCGAGAGCCCUCAUACCAUGUCGUUCUAUGUCGACAGCUUGAAAGAAGUUGAAGAGCAAAAGACAACAUACGUCUACAACGGCAGCAGAAUCAAAGACAUUCGACAAACACCCCCAAAAAUGUUGUCUGCAUCUACAAAGGUGUGUCAAGCUGUCAACGGCGAGGUUCAGCGCCGAAUCGCUCAGUACUAUCCCAAUGGUGAGAAACUGCGACAUCAAGAUCCCAAAGAGUGGAAGCCAAAUACUGCUUUUGUGAACUGCUAUGAUGGACCUCAACAAAGCGUUGGCUAUCACUCUGACCAGUUGACCUAUCUCGGUCCUCGUGCUGUCAUUGGAAGCCUCUCACUAGGUGUGGCUCGCGAAUUCAGAGUUCGCAAGAUUGUCCCCAAAGACACCAACAACGACUCCGAUGAUACAAGCACUGCAGACUCACAAGGCCAAAUCUCCAUUCAUCUGCCCCAUAACUCAUUGCUUGUCAUGCAUGCCGAGAUGCAGGAGCAGUGGAAGCACAGCAUUGUCCCAACCACUGCCAUUGACCCACAUCCCAUUGCUGGAAGCAAGCGGAUCAACAUCACCUACAGAUGCUACAAACCUAGCUUCCACCCAAAGUUCACACCUAAAUGUCACUGCAACAUACCGACUGUACUUCGAUGCGUACAAAGAAAGUCCGAAAAUUUGGGUCGCUACAUGUGGAUGUGCCAUGCUGGUUAUACACCAGGUCAAGAAGGUUGCACUUUCUUCGAAUGGGCAGAGUUUGAUGAUGAUGGCGAACCUCCUUGGAAAGACAAAGUGGAGCAACCCGAGACUGGCUGA